Molecule: messenger RNA, 1411 nt
Organism: Camelina sativa (false flax)
Lineage: Eukaryota; Viridiplantae; Streptophyta; Magnoliopsida; Brassicales; Brassicaceae
Product: 3-ketoacyl-CoA synthase 7
Biological process (GO): fatty acid biosynthetic process
Cellular component (GO): membrane
Molecular function (GO): acyltransferase activity, transferring groups other than amino-acyl groups
Source: RefSeq, a predicted model, not a curated record
UUUGGGAUUCUUGAAAAUAUGGAAUCGAGUUUUCCUUUCAUCAAUCAAGCACUCCUUAUCACUGAUCAACCCUUUAUGACUUUUCACCAUUUCCUAGCAGCAUCAGCCUGUGUCCUCAUAGCAAUCUUUGGUUACUAUUUCUUCAAACCAAGAUGUAUUAUAUACCUCAUUGACUUCUCAUGUUAUCAACCUCCUGACUUCUUGCGAGCUCCAGUCUCCAAUUUCAUUGAGCAUCUGACCAUAUCCGGUGUUUUUGAUCAAGAAAGUCUUGAUCUUCAGCAGAAGGUUUUAGAGCGAUCAGGGAUUAGUGAUGACGCGAGUGUCCCUGCCUCAGUCCAUGAGAUUCCACCAAACGCUUCUCUCCCUGCAGCAAGAGAAGAAACUCAUGAGAUUCUCUUCACUAUUGUCGAAGACCUUUUCUCAAAGCAUGAGAUAGAUCCAAGGAGUAUUGACAUCCUUGUGUCUAACUGUAGCCUUUUCUGUCCUUCUCCAUCCAUAACAUCUAUGAUCAUAAACCGGUUUGGCAUGAGGAGUGACAUAAAGAGCUUCAGCUUGAGUGGUAUGGGCUGCAGCGCUGGGAUUCUUUCGGUUAAUCUUGUUAAAGAUCUUAUGAAGAUUCAUGGUGACUCUUUGGCUCUAGUGUUGAGCAUGGAAGCUGUGAGUCCAAAUGGUUAUAGAGGGAAGUCUAAGUCAAUGCUCAUUGCAAACACCAUCUUCAGAAUGGGUGGAGCUGCGAUUCUUCUAUCUAACAAGAAGCAAGAUAUGCAUAAGGCGAAAUACAAACUCCAGCAUCUUAUUAGAACUCACGUCGGAUCAGACAAUGAAUCCUACGAGAGUGUAAUGCAGAAAGUUGAUGAAGAAGGGAAAGUAGGAGUAGCAUUGUCCAAGCAGCUUGUGAGGGUAGCAUCAAAGGCCUUAAAGAUCAACGUUGUGGAGUUAGGCCCUCGGGUUCUACCUUACUCAGAGCAGCUCAAGUACAUAAUCUCAUUUCUUCAAAGAAAAUGGGGAAGGCACAAGGAGAUAUACACACCCAACUUCAAGAAAGCUUUUGAGCAUUUCUGUAUACAUGCCGGAGGAAGGGCGAUCAUCGAAGGCGUGGAGAAGCAUCUGAAGCUGGACAAGGAAGACGUAGAAGCUUCACGGUCAACUCUGUACCGUUAUGGAAACACAUCUUCGUCUUCGCUGUGGUAUGAGCUGCAGUACCUAGAAGCUAAAGGUAGAAUGAAGAAGGGAGAUAAAGUAUGGCAGAUCGGGUUUGGAAGUGGCUUUAAGGCUAACAGUGCUGUCUGGAAAUGCAUUUCUGAGAUCGAUUCAAGAGAUAGGAAUGCAUGGUCUGAUCGAAUCCAUUUGUAUCCGGUCUGUGGAGAUGCUUCAAGUGAAUUGAGGACAGAGCUCCUUUCUUGACAUUGAU